GGUGAGAUCGGACUUGACACACUCUCACCGCCAGAUGUCCAACAAACAGUAUUCACCCAGCAACUAUGGAUAGCCAUAGAUUGUCAUAUUCCAAUAAGGGUGCAUACACGAGAAGCAGAGGAGGAAACAGAGUGUGUUAUGAAGGAAAUUGUGCCCAAGGAU
Desarmillaria tabescens is the source of this 162-nucleotide messenger RNA. RefSeq lists its product as uncharacterized. The annotation marks the transcript as partial. The transcript has a single exon. Gene Ontology annotation, molecular function: hydrolase activity, acting on ester bonds. The record is from RefSeq and is a predicted model, not a curated record. Lineage: Eukaryota; Fungi; Basidiomycota; Agaricomycetes; Agaricales; Physalacriaceae.